UAAUAGUUGCAAAAGAGUCAUUUCCUGAGUCCUUUGGUUGGAUGAGUAAAAACUUUCAACUAUUUCUAUUUCUUCUGUGUCAUUUAAGAGGCUUUCAAGGUGCACUGUACCUCUCAGACCAGAUCUUACUCAUAGAGGAAAUCUGAUCUGCUGCAGCACGGAAACAUCAGCAGUAAGAUGGCGAGACUAAUUCCUUAGGAAGCUGCCUGUUUUCAAGCCAAAUGUUCAUGAUAUGAUCCAUCUGGCUUACAAGGAUCAACAACCCACUUGUGAAAAAUGGUUAAAAACGAAUCCCACCUGGAUGCUUUGACACUGGCAAUGCUCCAGAAUAAAACAGUCUCCAUCACCCUCCCAAUUGUGUAUACACUGGUGGCUCUGGUCAGCAUCCCUGGCAACUUGUUCUCCCUUUGGGUGCUCUUUUGGCACAUCAAACCCAAAACACCUUCUGUUAUCUUCAUGAUCAACUUAAGCAUCACAGACCUUAUGCUGGCCAGCUGCUUCCCCUUCCAGAUUUCUUAUCACCUCCAAAGCAAUCACUGGAGAUUUGGCAAGACUCUUUGCAGCCUUGUGACAGUGAUGUUCUAUUCCAACAUGUAUUCUUCCAUACUGACCAUGACCUUUAUCAGCAUGGAGCGGUACAUGGGUGUGGUACACCCCUUGAAGUUGAUCAAGUGGAGAAGAAAAAGAUAUGCCUUGGCUGCCUGCAUAGCUAUGUGGUUUGCCUUGCUACUAGCCUUCUACCCACUAGAAACUACAGACCUCACCUAUGAAGUGAAAGAAUUAGGGAUUAUAACCUGUUUUGAUGUACUAAAAUGGGAUAUGCUGCCCACCUUUGCAGCUUGGGUAGCCUUUCUCCUCACUUUAUUUGUUGUGCUAUUCCUGAUCCCUUUUGUUGUAACAGUUGGAUGCUACAUUGGUAUCAUUAGGAAGCUAAUUCAAACAUCAAAUAGAUAUGGUAAUAAGCAAAAGACUAGAUCCAUAUACCUGGCAACAAUUGUCCUUCUGUCCUUCAUCACUUGCUUUGCUCCCAAUAACUUUAUCCUACUUGCGCAUAUGAUCAGCCGCCUAUUUUACAGCAGCAGUUUGUACCCUGCCUAUAAGCUCACCUUGUGCCUCAGUUGCUUCAACAACUGCAUAGAUCCCUUCAUUUAUUAUUUUGCAUCAAAAGAAUUUUACCAGAAAUUCAUGCAAUUGCUUCGCCAUAAUGUAGUGGUCAGCGACAGCUUGGAAAACAGAAGGGAAAGUUUAUUCUCUGGCAGGACCAUGUCAGCCAGAUCGAUGUCAAGCGGACCUAUGGAUGGGUUAGAGGGAGUUAGAGUCAAUUUGCAAAGGCAGGAAAGUGUUUUUUAGCUUUAGGUAUGCCCAGAAGAAAGACAUCUGUGAAACUCCUGAGUAGACACAGAAAACAUUUCCUUUUGAAAGACCAUGCUCAAGAUACCUUGCUCCGGGGACAGCACUCAAGCUGUAAUUAAAUUGCAUUUCAGGAUUUUCUGGUCAUGGAAGUGCUAAAGGAACUGAAUUUAUUCAAGAACGCACUGAAGCAAAUCAAACAGGGUUAGUCUGGAAAUAGCCUUGCUGCGUAAGACCAAGGGAUAUGUUUAGAACAAUUACUCUCAGGUUCUACUAUAGUUAAUCAAAGACUUGCAAUUCUCAGUGAAUGUGAAAUAUUACUGUACAUGGAUUAGAGCAUACAACAAAGCUGGAUUGGGAGUAGAGGAGUUGUUUUUCUAAAGAAUGUGCUAAGCUUUCUUUUGUUUUGUUAUUUUUUUUAAUUAUAUUUCCUUCUCUGUUGUUAUAUUUUUAUAAAAGAAUAAAAGUAGCAUGGUAUUUUACCAUUAACACAUAAUGCACAGCCACUGUGAAAUCACAACACUCACCAACCUGCUAUUCAGAGUCAAACCACACUGACACUUGAAAAGGUUAGGUUGACUCAUAUUAUUUAUUUCAAUCUUAUACAGCAAAACAUCUCAUACAAUGAAAGGAAAGCUAACAACGUUUGCAAAUACAGCUGCAUUUCUUGAAGUUAUUCAUUUCUCAGGACUACGGGGAGCAGUUUAUUUAAGGAAACAGACUUUGCCGCAUUAACCUAUUACAGUACCAAUGCUGCUUGUAUGUGGUUAGUAUCAACUGGUCAUUUUCACCAAUGUGUAGGCUACACAUAGAAGAACCAUCCCCCUCAGCAGAAUUUAGCUUUACAUGGUGCCUGGGAGGUGACUUUUUCUUCCUUACAGAGAUAUGUAGAUUAUAAACCAGAAUUUUCAGAUGGAUAAAUGAAAAUUCAACCACAGACUGGAGAGUUAUUCUGUGCCAGCAGAAACUAGAUGAAAACUUUUCCUGAUGGACAGAUGUCAGAAACAGACUUUUUUCAGGCAGGCAAGAAAGAAGAAAAGAAAGAGGAAAAGAAGGCUUCAGAAUGGAGCUGUACAAAACAUCCGGAAAAUAAGUUAUGGCAGGUGGGUUGAGCAGUCCUGUGUUUGGAGCCCUCCUCUCAAAUAUCUUUCUUGUUGCAUAUUCUGUGCCAUGUUUAAUCCUUCUCACAUCUCAACAACUGCCUGCCUGCCUGGAAAGACAACUGCUACAGAACAUGCACUGGGGACAGAAAAAAGAUAAGUUUUUCCUGUGGUAUUUACAGCUUUUUACCUACAUUUGACCCUCACUGACAGAGGAGAGACACAAACCACCUGAGAAGACCAGACAAGACCCCCUCAAAAGCAAGACAAAAAUACACCAUAUCCUUUUUCUGUGCUUCAUCUCCAUCCAGCACUGAGGAGAAAGCUGUCUGCAGUGUUGUAGAUAGUUGGUUGAGACGUCUUAUGCUGCACUGAUCCCUGAGCUCCUGUGCCUAAGUAAUAGGCAAAACCCAUUUUUCAUUUGGGUGUCUCAUGGUUAAAAACCAAUUUUCCACCACUAAUUACCAUGAAUUUCUCCCCAGUGGAGGGUGGAAAACCACAACAUGCAUAGUGAGAUAUUUGAAUGUUCUUCAGUUUUUGGAGCAGAAUAAAUGUGAGUGAACCUAGCACUACUGUUUACAAGCCAAUAUGAACAUUCAAUGCUUUGUGGCAUUUCACAGUGUUAGUUUCAACUGAUCUAUAUAUUUUCUGUGUACAAGACCAAUCUUAGUGAUAUGUAACUCACCUAAACCUUCCACCAAUUUACCCUUCACUAUUCACUUUCAUAUGUUUCCAGCUUUCUCACUAUCACAAUUGUUUAAUUGUUUUCUGCAUUUUGUUGUGGCAGAAUUUUUUUUUACAUUUACACUGAAAAUAUCUCUCCUUUUUCUUUUCCUUUUUUUUAACACGGAAAUAUUUUUACAUUGAAAGCUUUACUUCUCCUACAUCUAAUGCAGAAUUUGACUCUGUUUUAUCUUGAACAUGGUCCUCAAGUGCAUAGUCUCUCCUAAAAUAUGCUGCAAAGUGCCUGAACUAUAACUGACACAAAAUACAGCCUAAGGGCAGAAACCUUGUACUUUGGACAUCAACUGCUAUAUUUUGAAAAAUAGUGAAUUGUUUCUUUUUCAAGUGAGGAAAAGAUGCUUACAACAGACUGAAAAUGUUCUCUCCAAACUCAUGCAGCUCUUCAUAACCCUUCAUCUCUCUUUUGAAAAUGUUUAAAAAGGAACAGGAAGGAUGCCUCAUUUGAGUACACAUCAUGGCAUUUUACUGACUAGCUUCUAGUUAACUCCUGUUUGGGUCAGUGGGAUUGUUCCUUGAGAAAGGAAUAUAGAAAUGAACCCAUUAACAGCAACCCUUCAAGUCCGAUGGCAUAUACUGUGAAGUCUUGGAGAGUCUUUAUUAGAAAGGAAGAGAAUAAAUUAUUAUUAAAAGAGGCCCAUCGUACUGUUCUUUGAUCUUGGAAAUACAUCCUUCUGGAGCACCAUAAGAAUAAUGGCUUCUACCCUCCUUGAUGCGUGAUUGUAAAUUGACAUCCAUAUACAUAUAUACAUAUAAAUAUAGACAUAUAAAUAUACAUUGCAAUUUGUGAAAGUUACUGAGAAGUUCAUGUCCAUAUUACUUUCAGUUUGGGGAAUAUGGGCCCUGGGCAACUUGCUUACUUGUAUUAAUGUAAUUUACUGAAAAGAAUGUAAAGGCUUCUGUUUGUUUUCAGGGUUGGGAGGGGUGUUUGUGUUUGGUCUUGUUUUUUAAUUACUGUAUGGAAAUUUAACGUAUGAAUGUGCUUGAACUUUUUUAUAAUAUAAUGUAAUAAUUAAAAAAAAAUAAAAGUACAUGAUUUAAGGUUCAUUCCUGU
Passer montanus (Eurasian tree sparrow) is the source of this 4245-nucleotide messenger RNA. RefSeq names its product P2Y receptor family member 8 (gene P2RY8). Gene Ontology annotation, cellular component: membrane. Gene Ontology annotation, biological process: blood coagulation; thrombin-activated receptor signaling pathway; positive regulation of Rho protein signal transduction. Bases 277 to 1350 code for a protein of 357 amino acids. Gene Ontology annotation, molecular function: G protein-coupled purinergic nucleotide receptor activity; thrombin-activated receptor activity. NCBI's taxonomy places the organism in Eukaryota, Metazoa, Chordata, Aves, Passeriformes, Passeridae. The record is from RefSeq and is a predicted model, not a curated record. The transcript is spliced from 3 exons.